ACCACCUCCAUUCGUCAUCUGCUGGAUCCGUCACCGUGCCGUCGACCGGCUGUAGUCAACGACUUGACGACAAGCCGCUAGCUGCCUGGGCCCGUGACAUGCGCAUGACUUGGCUACACUCUACCCAUGAGUACCCAUAACAUCACGCUCGCUACCUUUCCCCCUUUGCUCGCUCAUGACCACUUAUAAUCCCUUCAACUCUACAACAGUUUCCCUCGCAACAGUUGCCCAAUCUGAGGUUGCUCAACCCAUUUGCCCGCCUCGCACGCUGCUUACAGCCGAGGCGCAACCGUGAGCGGCCCGCCACCAUGGCGACGUCGACGUGGUCGCCGCCAUCCUCGUCCCCGGCCAAGCCCCCAAGCGACGACCCUGCGUCGUUUCCCUCCCAGGCCGCGCACCAGAAACCAAAACGCUCCCUCCGCAUCCUCUGCUUCGGCGACUCCCUUACGUCGGGCUACUCGCAGCUGGGUGGUGUGUCGCACCCGUACUCGCAGCGCCUGACGGCCGUCCUGUCCGAAUCCUUCCCCUCGCUGAACAUCGACGCACAUGCCGACGGCCUUCCCGGGGACGUGGUGUGCACGGCCGGAUCGCGCUUCCUGCGGCGCAUCGAGCCCAAGUUCCUGACCAAGGGCGGCGGCACCCCGUAUGACUGGACCGUGGUCUUGGGCGGCACCAACGACCUGGCCUUCCAGUUCACCGCCGAGGACAUCUACAAGGCGUUGCGGGACGUGUGGGACGUCGCACUCAGCAAAGGGGGCCGUGUGCUCGCGUGCACCGUGCCAGAGGCGGGUGUGAGGGGGCAAAUCGGCGAGAGGGUCAAGGCAAGGCGGGACGAGCUCAACGGGAUGAUACUUGGACACCGUCAGGAGAAUUUCUUCACUUUUGACCUCAACACCGCCAUCCCCUUCUGGUCCCUUGCGCCGGAGGAACGCAAGACCUAUUGGGACGACCACAUCCACCUGACACCCGCUGGUUACGACCUGAUGGGCGAAAAGAUCGCCGCCCGCCUGGUAGAGAUCAUCAUGCCGCCCGGUCGGCUGCAGCCGCAGCAGGCCAACGGCGCCGGCGCCACGAGGCGCAAGAGAAUAUUCAAAGAUGACGACAAGAUCUUUGAAGAGGAGGACGGCGACGAACACAAGCUGGAGAAUGGGUACUAUGUUGUCAGAAGGAAGGAUCUGGAAUGAGCCGCGAUACGACUGCUUCGUUCGGCUCUUGCUUGCGUUUCAAUGUUUUUAUCUAGUGAAAUGGCUGGGAUGGCCGGGAUGGCCAGGAUGGAACGCACUUGGUUGGCACAACCGCAACACAGCAUGGCGUUGGUUAGAAGGUCGCAUGGGCGCCUACGCCCUCUUUUCCAUAAGCGUUUGUGGGUGUUAUUGGGAUUGUUUAUUUCUCAUUGGGAUGUCGUGCCUUCGUGAAUACUAUUGGUUAUUUUAAGGUACAGGUCGUCCUCACCACUCGGCUGUUUGCCCUGGGUUUACGAGACCCUCGCCAUAGACCAUAAUUUCCCAGUCAAAUCGUAGCAGACAUAUGAGCCAAGUCACUGUUUUUGCAGGAACUAUUCCCUGUGGUCGUUCCCUCGCCAUCAGGCCGCUCUUCUCUGUGCGAAUCUCGCGUGGCUAAUUCUCUGCUAUGCCUGUAGUGUCUCCGCAGGUAUUCUGUUGAAUUUUCUCAUCCGGGCCGUGAUCAAUGAUUCAAUCAGACCGCUGCCCCUUGACCGCGCCCUCUCCCCCCCCCCCCCCCCGGGAAAAAAGAAAGUCUACGUUGACGCGUCUCGCCAUGGUGCGAGGCCUCCCAUGUAGAGUCUCCAUUGGCACAAAGGGCGCCGGCCGGUCCUUCCAACUUGUGGUGGCUUUAACGUCUAGGUCUAUUCCUGCACGCGCGCCGUAUAGGCAAUGCCCAGGUACCCAAGGCAGCAGGCUAUACUGCCAGGUUCUGGGAAACGAAGCCGGGGAUCUCCUUCUGCAGGUGACCGACGACGCUUUCGACAUCCUCGGCGACGCCGAGCACAUGGCUAUCCCACUGGGCGAUAGUGCGGGAGUUGUCAAACCACACGCAGCGGUCGAUUUGGUCAAUGUGGCCGUCCAGGCGGCCCUGCUCGAUCAUGCGGGCGGUUGUGCCCUCUGCCCUCUCGCCGUCGAGCCCCAGCAGGACGCCGAGGGCGUCGAGGUCAAUGUUGACAUAGAGGCGCGAGGCGGCCAGCAGGUUGUGCUCGACCAUGGCGCGGGCCAGCACGGUGCUCCCGUCGGCGGUGGUGGCCAGCUGGUGGGGCUGUAGGCCCUUGGCAAAUGCGUCAACCUCGGCGGGGGCGACAAGGCGAUCGAGGAACAUCUUCUCGAGGAUGGCGAACUCAUCAAGGGAAGAUGCCCUCUCAUCCUUGUACAGGCGGCCCAGAGCACGUGACCGCUGCGGCCCGGCAGGGGCGAGGAUGGCACACUUGAUAGCCAUGCCAAGGGUGUGCAGGCGCUCGUCGUCUGCGAUGGCGCUGCUGAAGGAGAUGUCGUGGUAGGCCUGGCUGGCAGCAAGGAACUGGCGCUUGGCGUCGUUGAUGCGUGCCUGGCUGAGUUUGAAGUGCAGCUGCAGGGUCGGGUCGGCGAUGGCGAAGAUGACGUUCUUGAGCUUGUUGAGGUAGGCCUCCGCGGCGGUGGGGUCGUCGACCUCAAGAUGGUUGCGCAUGAUGCGAACCCACACGCGGGCCUUGUCCUCGUCGCUGACACGGCGCUGGGACGUCUCGAGCGGGAUCUCGGCCAACACCAGGGCAGCAUCACGAAAGUCUUCUCUCUCCUCAUGGGCCUCGGCGAUCAGUUCACGGAGGGUCGCGGCUUGCUCGAUAAAGGAGGACGACGAGGUGGGUGAGGCAGUCAGGGCCUCGAGCAGGUGGUUGCCGACUUGAAUCCAGAGGUCCAAGUCCCGACGCUGGCGGAGGGUUGUGAUGAGCGAGUUCAGCAGUGUGCGCGUGUGCACGAUGCCCAGGGACGAGGCGAAGAUCUGGUCGGCAGUCUGGUUGAAGUCAGAUGCCGACUGUGCCUGGGAGAGGACAUUCUGGAUGGCCACGGCCUCCUCGGGGACCUGCUGCGAGGCCAUCGUCGUGUUGUAUCUUGUGUUGUCGUGCGGCGCUGCGUGGUGCUGGUGCGUGCGUAUUCGUCAUGCGUGUCGCUCGUGUUGGCUGACGUAGGGCAGGUUGAGGGCAGGGAGCCCGCUGCCGCAUAGGAUUGCCGGCCACAGGGGGUUAGUUGUUUGCAGAUAGGGGCAGCCUGCGAACAGCAAAGCAACUGUCUGGCACUCUACACUCUGCCGAAACAAAACCUUGAAGAUGAGCUUCGCUUAUGGUCCUUGGUAUAGACAUAGCUGCCAUGGCAGCUACUAG
This is a messenger RNA of Diaporthe batatas, 3364 nucleotides long. RefSeq lists its product as uncharacterized. The transcript is spliced from 2 exons. The record is from RefSeq and is a predicted model, not a curated record. Gene Ontology annotation, molecular function: phosphatidylcholine lysophospholipase A1 activity. Bases 309 to 1184 code for a protein of 291 amino acids. Lineage: Eukaryota; Fungi; Ascomycota; Sordariomycetes; Diaporthales; Diaporthaceae.